Molecule: messenger RNA, 1304 nt
Organism: Vitrella brassicaformis
Lineage: Eukaryota; Vitrellaceae
Source: the annotation of a GenBank genome assembly
GCCGAACAAAUAUAAAAUGUAGGCACCGAUACGCCAUCAUCCCCUUCAGCCGGAUCAGGACAGCGCCACCUCCUUGAGCAUCCCCUGGACCUGCGGCUGGGCAACCCGGCUGCUGCUGACGGCGUUGCUCACCGCCGAGCACCGCUGGAGGAUGUCCUUGAAGUCGGCGUACUUGCCUGCGUGCGACACCGACCAGACCGGCAAAACGGACAGGAAAGGAGUUGGUCUGAUGGAUUGGGCGCAGCGUGUGUGCAGUGAGUGGCCUGGACAUACCUAUAUUGAGCCUAGGCAUCUGGAUGGCGAAGACCCUAUGCAUGUCGGCCGCCUCCUCUUGGCUCAUGGGCACGUUGUCGGUCCAGGUUGACCUGAAGAGGCCGUUGGGGCUGUCCACGUCGGUGAAGGCAGCGAGGACGGGCAGGAAGGGGCGCAUGCCCAGGUCCUCGCACUUGGCCUGCACCGCCCGUAUCACCCUCUCCUCCCGGCACAGCGCCAUCCACCUUUGCUCCUCCUGCGCCGACACGGCCGUCUGCUCCUCCAGCUCCACCGUCUUCCAGAUGCGGCUUGGGGCGUCUAUGAUGCUGAGGAUGCUGCCGUUGUUGCCGCCCUCGUGCUCGAUAAUGAACCCGGAUGGCGGGCUGGGCAGGCUAGCGCCGACCAGGGGCAAUCCAAUUGAAUCCGUCCUCCUCGUUCACCCGCACCUCCUUCAGCACCUGUAGCAUUCUCACUCAACACAACAAGGGAGGCCGGGGGACAGCCGCGCUGCUCUCCUUGCGGACGGGUGGGGCUUGACAGCGGUUGACAAGAGGGCUGCUGGGUGGUCGCAAACAGCCUUACGAGGGCCAAUUACAGCCGAAUAAGAGGUCCGUCAUGGCUUCGUUGGCGCGGUCUAGAAUGCAGAAGACAUCUGUGCGGGGGAGUGUGACGAGAAUACACACCAACGGCUCCUGGCAGAUGGGCAUAUGUAGGCACGGUGCUGAUAGGGGACGGUGUGCCUCUCGUACCUUGAUCGAUGCCGCGGCCGACGCGAACGAACUCUCCAUGGGGGACGCGAAGUUGUCGGCGAAUUGCGACUUGGGCGUGAGUCUGACGGGGAAGCCUCGGCCGAGCCCAAACGGUGGGAUCGGCGGACUGACACAUACACACACACACACACACGCACGCUCACACACAAAUGACCACCUGCACGCGAAUGCGCACAUACACACCCUGCCGCCCCACUCUGCUUACGAAUGGACAUUGAUGCCCGCCGGCUGCCCACGACCUCGGUCAGGUUGCCCAGCACUUUGCGGAGAUUGCCCUGCCAU